Yamadazyma jaroonii is the source of this 798-nucleotide messenger RNA. The record is from the annotation of a GenBank genome assembly. NCBI's taxonomy places the organism in Eukaryota, Fungi, Ascomycota, Pichiomycetes, Serinales, Debaryomycetaceae.
AUGGAACCAAUUAUUGAACAAGCUUGUGAUUCAUGUAGAAAGAGAAAAUUGAAAUGUUCUAAACAAUUACCUAAAUGUGUUAAAUGUUCUCAACAUAAAUGGAAUUGUACUUAUAGUCCUAGAACUAUUAGAUCUCCUUUAACAAGAAAUUACUUGACCAAAAUUGAAAAGAGAAAUGAAUCAUUAGAAAGUAUUUUGAAGUUUUUAUUAGGAGAAGACAUUAGUAUUGAUAAUUUAAUCGGAAAUUAUCAAAAUUCCUUGUUAGAGCAUAAGGACUUAUUAAAGAAUCUUAAGAUCGAAGAAAGAUUCCAAAACAAUCUGAAUGUAACAGAUAAAGAAUCUUCCGAAUUCAAAUCUCCUGAUGAUGAAAUAGAUAAUAAAUUAGGGGAUAAUUCCAAUGAAAAUUUUCAAUCUGUUACUGAAAGCAAUAGUAAUAAUUUGAGUCAACCUAAAAAUAUUGGAACUAUUAAAAGUUCAAACUCAAUUAAUUCAAUGUAUCAAUCAACGUCAGAAUAUAAUAGUCUUGAUUCAACACCAAAUCAAUCACCUAGAUUAAUACCAAAUGAUAAGAAAUUUGAAAUGAAUGAGAUAUUAGAUUAUUCAAAUAUGAAAGAUGAAUUUAAUUCAUUAAGUCAAUCACCAACCUAUUCGAUCUUUUCAAAUGAAUCAACAAGCUUGAAUUUAAUCAAUUCUAAUAAUUCUGACGAAAUUUUCAAUGAAUAUUUGAAUUUGAAUUACAAGAAGAUUAAAUUAGAAGACGAUUAUUUAGAUAUUAACACUGUCAAUGAGAAUUAUUAA